Molecule: messenger RNA, 3414 nt
Organism: Cavenderia fasciculata
Lineage: Eukaryota; Evosea; Eumycetozoa; Acytosteliales; Cavenderiaceae
Exons: 11
Coding region: 1-3414 (1137 amino acids)
Source: RefSeq, a predicted model, not a curated record
AUGGGUAGUUAUACUAAUUACUUGUCUGUAUAUGUAGUUGAUUCAAUUAUUUUUAUUAUCCAACAGUAUGGUUUAGCUGCACCUCAAGAUCAAUCAGUUUGUUCAUAUCCCAGAUUCCAGUGUCAACCAUUUAAUAAUGGAUCGGUAUUACAUUUUACAUCAAUUAUUAUUCUUGUUUCUGAAUAUGCAUUUGUUGGACAACCAUCUACAACUUUGACAUCACUGGCAUUCCCAGAACUGACACAGUUAUAUGUCAAUAUUUUCAACACUACCGAUACCUCUAUUAAUAUUCUUGGACUACUUAAAGAUACCCCAAAGUUAAAAACUAUUUAUUUUGGAAAAGAUCUUGGUAUAACUACAAUUCCAUCUGGAUUCCCAAAUCAAGCACUUGAAGAACUUUCAUUGUUGAACUGUUUUAUAUCGACUAUUCCAAAUUUCUUUAAUGGAACCAAUCUAUUAACAAUAGGUAUCAUUCAAAAUACACCACCCAUAGAAUUUACUAUAGACAAUAGUCUUUACCUUCCACAAAUGGUCAGACUACAAUUAGUUGUUGACUCUAUAACUGGUCCAUUAACCAUCUCCAAAUCCUCUUUUCCCAAAUUAACUCAGAUAGAGUUUAGUUCAAUCAACAAAAAUUAUACAUUAAACAUUGAUAUUCCAAAUUUAGAGCUUUUAGCUGCCACUACAACCGAUCUUAGUGUUUCUUACACUACCACUUUUACAAAUGUAUCUCAAAUGAAGGAUUUAAAAUUAGAUGGAUAUAAAGCUUCUGUUACACCUACACUCGAAGAAUUCUUAUCAUUGGAGAAGUUAACUAUGCGUUAUGCAAGUCUCACAGAAUUUCCUUUUUCAUCGUUUCCUCCAAAACUAGUUGAAUUUACAGCUAUGUUUUCAAAUUUCGAAAGCAUUCCAGUAACACCAGACUUUCCACCAAGCCUUUUGUCAUUUGAUUUAACAAAUAAUCUAUUGACUGGGACCAUUCCAUGGAGUAGAUUUGAAAAGACUGGAAUGAAAGUAGGAUUGGCCAAUAAUAUGGGAGUGACAGGAGAUGUACCUGACAGUAUGUGCAUUGCCGACACCCUUUAUGUCUAUAAUACAGGAAUCACAUCUAUCCCUGAUUGUUUUUGGUGUUAUGAAUAUCAAGGUGCCUCUUUUUCAUCUAGUUUAACAAAACCACCGGUUCUUAAUUGUGAUAUUACAUUGGAUUCACAAGAAUUGAUAACAGUUAAUGGAGUAACAAAUAUAAUUGGGAAUGGAUUAGGUUGGAAAUAUUAUAAUCUUCCAAGUUAUGAAUUACAAUACAACAUUCCAAACAAGAAUCUAAGUUUAACAUACCCAGGAUAUAUAAAUGGAGCAAAACAAAAUGUAUCAAUAUCAUUUAAAAGUGGUGGUCAAGCAUUUAUAUUUUCUCUUACGGAGGUUGGUGUUGAAUUUGUAGAAACUACAAUACAACAAGAGUCAAGUGGAUUGGCAGUAUUCAAUUUUACACUUAAAGUUGUCAACAUUGAUUUGAUAUACUCUGUAAAUAUUGACAAUAACAUUCAAUGUGAUAGAAUAGUAAUCUACCCAUACAAUGUAUUGUGUAAAAUAGACUCCAAAAAGUUGGACGCUCGUAAAAAAUACAAUUUUACCAUUUCCAACACUUACAACUCGGUUACGGUUGAAUCAUCCUUUAUCCAACAAUACCCUCUAAUCAACGCAAUCAACGAUCAUACAAAUGAUACAACUAUCGUUACCAACAACUCUUCCUUUAAAUUAACUGGAGACUUUGGUAGCUUGACCAACGUUUUGGUCACCUUUAGAAAUCCUCUCCAAGGUCAACCCAUUCAAUGUCAAUUGGAUCAAAUACCAACCGGAAAUAAUUUAUUUUGUACAUUACAAACUGAUUUACCAAGUGGUAUGAUUGACAUUACAGUUAGUGUCGAUGGUUUCAACAAUACCCAAUCAUUUGAAAUUCUUUCACUCAAAGAUCAAUGUACUAGUGACACUAGAGGUUGUCAUGGAAAUGGUCAAUGUAGCAAUAUUGGUCUAUGUGUUUGUAAUACUCUUGGUUUUUAUAAUAAUUGUUCUAUUCCAUAUCCAACAACCUAUUCAGUUUAUUAUAAUGAAAAUAAAUAUAAAAAUAUAACAUUGUACGGAGAUUAUGGGUUAAAUGGUCAAGAUGGGAUCAUUAUAUCUAUCAAUAAGAUUAAUUGUCUUGUUGAAUUUGCUUCACAAAGUUUAAUUAAUUGUACGCUUGUUGAAUCUCCAGCAUUUGGUUUGGCUUCAUUAAACAUUACACUCUUUUUCAAUUCAACCACAACAUUGGGAUUUUAUAAAUUAAACUUUAUCAAUUUUAAAAAUCCAAGCAAUCCUUCUACAACUACUAGUUCAACUACUAGUUCAACUCCUACUACUACUACUACUACAACUAGUUCAACUCCUACAUCACCUUUUGAUCAAUGUCAAGAGUUAACAUUUGAAUGUUUUGGUCAUGGAAAUUGUAAUAAUAAUGGUCAAUGUAUAUGUUUUGAUGGAUAUAAUCAAGAUGAUAAUUGUAAAACUAAAUAUAUAAAUACUACAUUACCAGUUAUAAAUUCAACAAAACCAAUUGCAUCAUUUUUAAUUGACAAUGUUGAUUUUAAUUUUGAAAUUGUAUCAAUUCAAGAAUUGGGAAUGGAUGAUCAGAUUUUAAAAGAAUUGCCUACAGAUAGUUGGAUUUCAAACGUUUUUAGUAAUGAUAGUUUGACCAUUGCAAACUAUCAAUUGGUUAUACCAAAUGAUACAGUACUGUUGGCCGACACUAAUAUAUCGGCCAUUAUUAGUUUCUCUCGAGACCAAAGAACCAUCCAGUUUGGUCCACAACAACUAUUAAUCAACCCAAACUCUAUCAAACUAUCUUUGGAUAUUAACAAUUGGCAAUUCUCUUCCAACUUGGCUACUCUUCGAGUUGUAUUUAAAACCAUUAUCCAAAUCGACCAAACCAUUUCAUAUGACUGCCAACAAAUUCCAAUUGAACCAGUAUCAUAUGAUGAGUUGACAUCAACACUCGAAUACCUUCGUGUGGUCAAAGAAAAUGUUCAAUUUAAUGGUAGAUUCUUAGACUAUGUGCUUGCCAAUGGCCGGCCAAGCUAUUCAAAAACCGAGGUUCUAUCCAUUUCAGAAAUGGACUCUGUUGCUUUGAUUGGCAUUUCUUUGCCUCAAUGUCAACUGUGUUCUCUUGAUCCAGACUUUACACCAUUACUCAUCGACAAGAGCAACGAUCAAGGAUGUGAAAAGAAUAAUAAUUGGAAAAUCAUUGUUGGAGUGGUGAUUGGAGUUUUUGGAGCAAUCUCUAUUGCCAUCGCAACUACCAUUUUAAUCAAAAAGCAAAGACUAUUAAAAGCUCAAAAAAAAUCUUUUAAUGCAAAAUUACAAUCACUUCAACAACAAUAA